Messenger RNA from Microbotryum saponariae, 2006 nucleotides. The record is from the annotation of a GenBank genome assembly. NCBI's taxonomy places the organism in Eukaryota, Fungi, Basidiomycota, Microbotryomycetes, Microbotryales, Microbotryaceae.
AUGAGUCAACCCAAUGGGCAGGAAGUGUUAUGCAUCGGCUUCGGGGCUUUAGGAGUGAUGUAUUCGUGGAGUGAGUCCAUCAUGCCUGGCGGGCGAUCUGCGGAGAGAGAUGGUGAGCUUAGAGAAGCUCAUCCCUACCACCCACAGUCCUAGAGAAGAGUGGCUUGAAGGUCACCGCCAUCACCCGACCGCACAUGCUUGACACUUUGCAGUCCCAGGGCAUCACCAUCGAAAGCGAAAAGUGAGAUGAACUUCAUUUUGGGACUGUGGCCCCCAAAGUAGCGGGGACCGGUGGGAUUUGCAAUCCGCGUCCGCCGUGGGCUUUGAUAAGAUGCUGACCUUGCCUCGACACGACUCAACAUUAACCGAAUCCCACCCCCACCCGGCGACCCCUCUGGCUGCCUGAUCCCCUUUACGACCUGUGACUGUCAGAUUCGGAACGAUCAAAAACUGGAAGCCCCAUAGAUUGGUCGGCGACGCCGCGCACGCCAACGACCGAUCGUAUGCCUACAUCGUCUGCUCGUUCAAAGCAUUGCCGGACCUGGUACCGACUGCCUCUCUCGUGGCCCCGUUCAUCGAGGGCGAGCAUGCGCAAGAAAAACCACCGACCAUCGUGCUGUUACAGAACGGGAUUGGCAUCGAGCACCCACUGCAGCUGACCUACCCACACGUCCCCAUCAUCUCUGUCGUCGCUUGGAUCGUAAGUUUGGCCCCGUGAAUCUGGCCGUGCUCGCGCGCGCCCUCCGUACACGGUGCACGGUCUUCUUCAUGCACACAUCACGUGAAGUGCUGACUGCAAGCUGCUUUGUGCGAAAUCACUAGGGGGCCAACCUGCUCAAGGAAGGCGACGCUAUCCGCGUCACUCAUGGUAAACUAGAGCGUCUGGUCAUGUCCGUCCCCUGCUUCACCUGUGCUCUUCCCCCCAUGGUCACGAUACUUACCCGGAAAAACUGCCCUGGCGUUGCAGAGGUCUCUAUACGGGCGAAGGGCGUUCGACCACCCGAGGGGUCGCGGAAGAUGACUUUGCCGAUCCUGCGGGCUACAUCGAUGAUCCGGAUCGGAAGCGAGCGGGCCUCACUAGCACGGAUCAAUUCGCGAAUGCCCUGCGAGCAGGCGGUGGAACGGUGGAAGUCGCCGCCGAGAUCCAGGCAGCUCGAUGGCUGAAAGCAUUGUGGAACUCUGCACUUUCCAGCCUGUGCACUCUCUCGCGAUCCACUGUCUCGGCGCUUCUUGCCCCGGAAGUGCUGCCGUUUACCCUUCCCGUCACCCGCCGGACCAUGCUCGAGGUUCUAUACGUUGCGAGGGCUUGGGGGUACUCUGAGGAAGCUGUGCCAAUGAAGGCCAUCGACGAUACGCUCCGGAUGACUAUCCAAUUGUAUGCGCCCCAACCAACCAAGAAUUCGGGAGCAGCUCCGACCUCGGACGUCGUCAAUGAGAAGGCCGACUCCUCCCGACGGGCCACACAGAAUUUCAAGCCUAGCAUGCUCUUGGAUGUGAGUUGACGCUGACGAGAAAACCUGGUCUUAUUGAAACCUUGAUGCCGGGAUGUUCAUACGAGUCAAAGCUUUUUGAUCUGAACUCAGAUCGAAUAUGGGCGUCCUUGCGAGCUUGAGCCAAUCAUCGGCUCCAUCCUGGACCGCGCUCGAGCGCGAGGUGUCGCUACACCCCGACUCGACCUUGUCUACGCAACGUGAGUUUCCAAGCUCCUCCUCGAUCUGCUGAUUGAGGUAGCUGAUGCUCAUGCAUGUACGGGCAAUGUUACCAGGCUCAAGGUCCAGCAAGACAGUGCGCUGAAAGCCUCAAGCCAGCGACAAGAAAACCAAGAGCACAUCAACCGAUGGACCCAUCGAAAACCGCCUAUCGCCGGUGCGGUAGACACGCAUGCGUGGGACCGGCCCGCGCCCAAACUUGGCAGAUUCAAUUCCAUGGACGCUGGUGGCGACAUCUUGAGCACGAGGCCGGAUAAGAAACUGAGGGGGAAGCCGGUGGAUCUCGAUCUGGCUUGA